This is a messenger RNA of Anopheles gambiae (African malaria mosquito), 4907 nucleotides long. RefSeq lists its product as uncharacterized. The coding region runs from base 268 to 4680 and encodes 1470 amino acids. Gene Ontology annotation, biological process: DNA integration; proteolysis. Gene Ontology annotation, molecular function: nucleic acid binding; aspartic-type endopeptidase activity. The record is from RefSeq and is a predicted model, not a curated record. The transcript has a single exon. NCBI's taxonomy places the organism in Eukaryota, Metazoa, Arthropoda, Insecta, Diptera, Culicidae.
GUAGAGUACAAGAUAGGUUGCCGGCCCCUGGGAACGAAGAGAUGAGUGCCGCUCGGGUGGAAGGCAUAGCAUCGUGGGUGCAAGGAAGAGAGCGUUCGGGGCUCUCUCCUACGAACCGUGACGGAGUACGGACGUUGCUGGUAUUGCGAAGACAUAGUAAUUGUAAUUGUACGGAUAAGUUAAAAAUAAAGAGUGAAAGUACAACGAUACAACAUUGGCGACGAGAGUUAGAAGAACCUGUGCAAACGUCGAAAGUGAAAACGCACAAUGAAUACCAGUGGUGCAGAGAAUCAGCAUACGAACAAUGGUGAGGGGGAGAGGCCAUCGCGCAGCGGCCAUCGCGGUGACACGGGAAGCGUCGAUCCAACAGAAUCUGGCCCCGGCUGGAUUCACGAGCUGUUUCGCCAACAGCACAAGAUGAUGCUGGAGCAGCAACAAGCAUUUAUGAAGCAGCAGGAAAAGCUGAUAGGCGAGAUUUGGCAGACAGCGCAGCUUAAGCAGACCGUGAAUGGGUCAGAGCAGCUUAGCGAUGUGCUGGCGGGCCAGGUGAAAGAUUUUCACUUCGAUCCGGAGAGCACGACGUUCGCCGGAUGGUUCUCGCGUUAUGAGGAUCUGUUCGAGAGGGACGCCAGUAAGCUGGAGGAUGACGCGAAGGUGCGGCUGCUGCUGAGGAAGCUGGGGCAAUCAGAGCAUGAGCGGUACACGAGCUACGUACUGCCACGUAAGCCGAAAGACUUCAAAUUCGCGGAAACUGUAAGUACGCUGAAAUCGCUGUUUGGUUCUCGUGAGUCAGAGGUCAGCAAGCGGUUUAAGUGCUUGCAGUUGCAGAAAAGUGGCUUGGAAGAUUACGUGACGUUCGGUUGCCGCGUAAAUAAGAGUGUCGUUGAAGCAGAGCUUGCGGGGCUGACAGAGGAGCAGUUUAAAUGUUUUUUAUUUGUGUGCGGGCUGAAGGACGACAGAGACGCCGAUGUAAGGUUGCGGUUGCUCAGCAGAAUAGAGGACAACGAAGUUACCACACUAACGCAGUUAGUCGAAAUGUGCCAAAAGAUGGUGACAUUGAAAAAGGACACCGUGAUGAUAGAGAGCGAGAAACAAAUAAACGUCGUGACUGACGGAAAGUAUAAUCGCAACGGUCCAAAGUGGCAAAUGAACCGCGGUAACGGAGGAGCGCAACGUGAUAUGCAACCGGCUAAGUCCACUACAAAAUGUUGGCUUUGUGGUGAGGGGCACUAUGCUCAAAAGUGCACGUAUAGAAAUUACAAGUGCAGGCAGUGUCAAAAAUAUGGUCAUAAGGAAGGGCACUGUGGGGCAGCGGCACGUUUUAUCGCAUCGAAAACCCACAGCAAAGUGAGAACAGUCCUCGUGAACAUGGUCAACAGUAAGGGCAAAGGUCACGUGAACGUGAUAUUGAAUGGUGAGCCAAUGAAAAUGAUGGUGGACACGGGCGCUGAUAUUUCGAUUAUAUCAAUCGAGCAAUGGAGGACCAUAGGACAGCCUCCAUUGUGCCCGCCAUCCGUGAAGGCAAAAACGGCUUCGGGUAGCCAACUGAAAAUCCUAGGAGAAUUUUGUGCUCAUGUGGCUUUGAAGCAGCAAGUUAAACGAUGUACGAUGAGAGUCACUGAGGAGCCGCUGAUGUUACUAGGUGCUGAUUUGAUGGAAGUUUUUGGAUUGUGGGAUGUUCCAUUGGCGUCGGUGUGCAAUCGUGUGUGUGUAGCAACGGUUAGUCUAGAGGCAGUAAAAAGGGAUUUUGAAGGAUUAUUUUCCCACGAGUUGGGGCACUGCAUGAAAGCAAAAGUGAGGAUGGAGCUGAAAAAGGAUGCAGCCCCUGUAUUUCGUCCAAAGCGUCCUGUUUCAUAUGCGAUGCGCCCCGCUGUAGACGAGGAGCUAGACCGGCUGGAAAAAGAAGGUAUAAUAACCCGUGUUAAUUUUUCAGCUUGGGCUGCGCCUAUAGUGGUAGUGCGCAAGGCGAGUGGAAGCAUUCGUAUAUGUGGCGACUACUCAACGGGGUUGAAUGAUGCACUCCAGCCUCACCAGUAUCCGAUCCCGCUGCCGGAGGAUAUUUUUUCAACGUUGGCAAAUUCGGCCAUGUUUAGCCAGAUAGACCUCACCGAUGCGUUCCUACAGGUUGAAGUGGAACAAGAGUGCAGAGAGCUGCUAACGGUUAACACACACAGAGGGUUAUAUGCUUAUAACCGACUUCCGCCUGGGGUGAAGGUCGCACCAGGAGCCUUCCAGCAGUUAAUGGAGACCAUGCUAGCUGGGUUAAAGGAUGUGGCGGUGUACCUAGAUGACAUCGUGAUUGGCGGAACGGAUGAACACACCCACAUGGGAAACCUUCGCGCGGUGCUCGCGAAGUUGCAGGAAUAUGGGUUCAAAAUAAAGCCUGAAAAGUGUAACUUUUUCCAAAAGCAAAUUAAAUAUCUUGGUCAUAUUUUAGAUCGUGAUGGACAACGCCCGGAUCCUGCCAAGAUUGAAGCGAUUGUGAAGAUGCCUUCCCCGAAGAAUCCUGCUGAAGUACGCUCAUUCCUAGGAGCGAUAAACUAUUAUGGGAAGUUUGUGCCGCAAAUGAGAAAUCUUCGUUACCCGCUUGAUGAGCUAUUAAAAAAAGAUGGGCAAUGGUAUUGGAGUCCAGAAUGUCAGAUUGCAUUUGACACGUUUAAGCGGUUGUUAAGCUCAGACCUCCUUCUGACUUAUUAUGACCCAAAGAAACCGAUAAUAGUGGCAGCUGAUGCGUCGUCAGUGGGAGUAGGAGCCACUAUUAGCCACAGAAUGCCAGAUGGCACGAUAAAAAUAGUUCAGCAUGCAUCACGCGCUCUUACUAAAACUGAAACAAACUAUAGUCAGCCAGAUCGUGAAGGAUUAGCAAUAAUUUAUGCGGUGACUAAGUUUCAUCGAAUGAUCUUUGGGCGACGUUUCACGCUCCAAACGGAUCAUGCACCCUUGCUGCGUAUUUUUGGCUCGCGCACUGGAAUACCAGUGUAUACCGCGAAUAGAUUGCAACGCUGGGCGUUGACGCUGCUGCUGUAUGAUUUCAGCAUUGAAUACGUAUCUACGGAGAAAUUUGGUAAUGCUGACGUGUUGUCGCGCUUGAUUGCAAAUCAUGAGAAACCGGAUGCAGAAUAUGUUAUUGCUAGCAUCGAAACAGAGAGGGAUUUGCAAGCCAUGAUUGGCUGCGUAACGCAAAUAAUGCCAUUGACAUUAGAAGAAGUGCUGAAUGAAACCAACAAAGACCCGGUAUUAAGAAAUGUUAGAGAUUAUGUGAUCAAAGGAUGGCCUAGUAAGAAAGUAGAGAACCAAGAGUUGCGAAAUUUCCAAAGCAGGAGUGAAUCCCUGUCCAUCGUAAACGGAUGUUUACUUUUUGGUGAGCGGUUGGUAAUACCAGGGCCACAGAGAGAAAGAUGUUUACAACAACUACAUAGAGGCCAUCCUGGUAUGGAUAAGAUGAAAGCGCUGGCAAGGAGCUAUGUAUAUUGGCCCGGAAUAGAUCGAGAGAUAGAGGAAAAAGUUAGAAGGUGCCACCGGUGUGCAGCGGUUGCAAGGUCACCAGCGCAUAGCACACCCAUCUCGUGGCCAGAAUCGACUGCUCCGUGGCAGCGAAUACAUGUUGAUUAUGCUGGCCCUAUCGAUGGAAUGUAUUAUUUGCUAGUCAUCGAUUCUUAUUCUAAAUGGCCGGAGAUAGUGGCAACAGCAACGAUUUCAGCAAGAGCAACAAUUAGGAUUUUACGUGAAAUUUUUAGCCGUUUUGGAAUGCCUAAUGUUUUAGUAAGCGACAACGGGUCGCAGUUUGUAAGCACGGAGUUUGAGCUAUUUUGUACGUUAAACGGCAUUGAGCAUUUGCGAACAGCCCCCUUCCAUCCGCAAUCCAACGGGCAAGCGGAAAGAUUUGUGGAUACAUUUAAACGGGCACUUAAGAAAAUGGAGGGGGAAGGUGGUACAGUGCAAGAAGCAAUAGAUAUUUUCUUAAUGACGUAUCGAAGCAUACCGCAUAAGCUUUUGGAACGGAAUCAAUCGCCAGCAGAAGUGAUGAUAGGGCGUAAAAUGCGUACAUGCAUGGAGCUUUUGCGACCGUCUAUGGAUUUGGGCACAGACGUUAAACAUAGGAUGCGAUUAAGAAAAUAUGAAUGUAAUGAUCUCGUUUACGCAAAACAGUAUAUUAGAAACAAAUGGAAAUGGGUAUCCGGAACAGUCAGGAAGCGUUUAGGCUCGGUUAUGUACGAGAUUGUUACCACAGAAAAUAGACAUUUACGAUCCCAUAUUAAUCAGUUGCGUUCUCGAGUGAGUGAUAAACAAUCAAGUCCGUUUAACGUUGAUGAGUCACGUUCGUACCGUAUGUUAGACGUGUUGUUGGAUGCUUGGGGUAUGAACUCGAAUGAACCGGGAGCUAGCAGGCAGGGAAACGCUGAAAUGAACACGGAUAUAGCUAGGGCACAAUAUACGGAAUCGCCAUCGUUGGCUAUAUCGUCAUCACCCCCAUCAUCCUCAUCGUCUUCACCGCUACUGUCGUCGUCAGCGGUGCAAUCCGAGAGUCCCUCGUCAUCGUCCUCAGAAGAGCUAAGAUCGGCAACAUCUCCGGGGUUCGCUACAGCAGAUAGCGGUUCAUCAACGCCGGUACAGCCUCUACGACGUUCUACGAGGAUUCGUAAACCGCCUCAGUGGAUUGAGCAAUACCGCCGGUACUAAAUAGGGGGAGAUGUUGUAGAGUACAAGAUAGGUUGCCGGCCCCUGGGAACGAAGAGAUGAGUGCCGCUCGGGUGGAAGGCAUAGCAUCGUGGGUGCAAGGAAGAGAGCGUUCGGGGCUCUCUCCUACGAACCGUGACGGAGUACGGACGUUGCUGGUAUUGCGAAGACAUAGUAAUUGUAAUUGUACGGAUAAGUUAAAAAUAAAGAGUGAAAGUACAACGAUACAA